This is a messenger RNA of Linepithema humile (Argentine ant), 744 nucleotides long. RefSeq names its product biogenesis of lysosome-related organelles complex 1 subunit 1 (gene Blos1). The record is from RefSeq and is a predicted model, not a curated record. NCBI's taxonomy places the organism in Eukaryota, Metazoa, Arthropoda, Insecta, Hymenoptera, Formicidae. Gene Ontology annotation, biological process: endosomal transport. Gene Ontology annotation, cellular component: BLOC-1 complex.
CCACAGUCGCAAUGUUAGUAUGGCGUUAACAGCGUUAGAGUUGAUAUUGGUUGAUAUAUCAUAAUAGGAGCACAGUAUAUACAACGUCGAUUGUAAAUUAAAAUUUGUGAUCUAAUUUUAAUUUUUUUAUAUCGCAGAAGAUUAAUUCACAUAUAAUAUAGAACUAUUACAAGAGCAGCAAUUUGUCAGAAAUGUUAUCAUCAAUUGUGAAAGAACAUCAGAGCAAGCAAGUGAUAAGAAAAGAAAGACAAGAACAAAAACGAAAAGAAGCUGUUCAGGCUGCAAGCAAUUUAACGCAAGCUCUUGUUGAUCAUUUAAAUGUUGGAGUAGCUCAGGCGUAUUUAAAUCAGAAAAAACUAGAUGCAGAAGCAAAACAAUUACAGCAUAGUGCAACCAAUUUUGCCAAACAAACACAAUUAUGGUUGAAUUUGGUAGAAUCUUUUUCAAGUGCAUUAAAGGAGAUUGGAGAUGCAGAAAACUGGGCACGCAGUAUAGAAGGAGAUAUGAGAACAAUAGCCACUGCCUUAGAAUAUUCAUAUAAAGCUACACAAGAGAAUCAAAAUGUUAGCAAUACUUGAAGAUAUUAAAGUGCAAGAUACUUUCUCUGAUUAUGACAAAAUUACAAAUGAAAUAUAUUUAAAACUAUUUGGUUAGGUAUACCAUUCCUGGUUUUUUCAAUUUUAUAUCAUUAUUAUCUCACACAUUUUUUAAAAAUACAUAUUUAUAUUUAAAAAAUAAUCUUUA